Trichosurus vulpecula (common brushtail) is the source of this 3073-nucleotide messenger RNA. RefSeq names its product glutamate metabotropic receptor 5 (gene GRM5). The record is from RefSeq and is a predicted model, not a curated record. The coding region runs from base 1 to 2718 and encodes 905 amino acids. Lineage: Eukaryota; Metazoa; Chordata; Mammalia; Diprotodontia; Phalangeridae. The transcript has 7 exons. Gene Ontology annotation, biological process: G protein-coupled glutamate receptor signaling pathway; trans-synaptic signaling by endocannabinoid, modulating synaptic transmission; regulation of synaptic transmission, glutamatergic. Gene Ontology annotation, molecular function: adenylate cyclase inhibiting G protein-coupled glutamate receptor activity; G protein-coupled receptor activity involved in regulation of postsynaptic membrane potential. Gene Ontology annotation, cellular component: postsynaptic density membrane.
AUGCCCAAUGGUCCUGGCCGGCAGUCCUGCCUGAUUGUCAUCUGUGCCCCUAUCCCUGGCCAGGAGGCUGCACAGAAGGCUGGCCUGGCCCUCAAGAGUGGAGAAGGAGCUGGCUUCUUCAGAAGCUAUAAUAGCUCCCAGGACUUCAGGCUGAGGCAUCUCAGGGAGCAUCUUGAUGGCUGGGCUGACAGGUAUGAUGUGACAGAGGGAUACCAACGUGAAGCUGUUGGUGGAAUCACAAUCAAGCUCCAAUCUCCCGAUGUAAAGUGGUUUGAUGAUUAUUACCUGAAACUCCGACCAGAAACCAACCUGCGAAACCCUUGGUUCCAAGAAUUUUGGCAGCAUCGCUUCCAGUGUCGGCUGAAAGGGUUUUCACAGGAGAAUAGCAAAUACAAUACCACUUGCAAUAGUUCCCUGACCCUGACUACACAGUAUGUCCAAGAUUCCAAAAUGGGAUUUGUAAUCAAUGCAAUAUAUUCCAUGGCGUAUGGUCUUCACAACAUGCAGACAGCACUCUGCCCAGGGUAUGCUGGGCUCUGCGAUGCUAUGAAACCAAUUGAUGGACGAAAACUUCUCGACUCUCUGAUGAAAACAAACUUCACUGGGGUUUCUGGAGAUACAAUCCUCUUUGAUGAGAAUGGAGACUCUCCAGGAAGGUAUGAAAUCAUGAAUUUCAAGGAAAUGGGCAACAACUAUUUCGAUUACAUCAAUGUGGGCAGCUGGGACAAUGGUGAAUUGAAAAUGGAUGAUGAUGAAGUAUGGCCCAAGAAGAGUGCCAUCAUUAGAUCAGUGUGCAGUGACCCAUGUGAGAAAGGACAGAUCAAGGUGAUUCGAAAGGGAGAAGUCAGCUGCUGUUGGACCUGUACUCCAUGCAAAGAGAAUGAGUUUGUUUUUGACGAAUACACAUGCAAGGCAUGCCAGCUUGGCUCUUGGCCCACUGAAGAUCUUACAGGUUGUGAUCUGAUCCCAGUCCAGUAUCUGAGAUGGGGUGAUCCAGAGCCAAUUGCAGCUGUGGUGUUUUCCUGCCUGGGACUGCUGGCAACCCUGUUUGUCACAGCAAUCUUCAUCAUGUACCGCGACACUCCAGUUGUCAAAUCCUCUAGCCGGGAACUCUGCUAUAUUAUUCUGGCCGGCAUCUGCUUGGGUUACUUGUGUACCUUCUGUCUCAUCGCGAAGCCUAAGCAGAUUUAUUGCUACCUGCAGAGAAUAGGCAUUGGCCUCUCUCCAGCCAUGAGUUACUCUGCACUGGUCACCAAAACCAAUCGCAUCGCCAGAAUUCUGGCUGGUAGCAAGAAGAAGAUCUGUACCAAGAAGCCAAGGUUCAUGAGUGCCUGUGCCCAGCUGGUCAUUGCAUUCAUCUUAAUUUGCAUCCAGCUUGGCAUAAUUGUUGCCCUUUUCAUAAUGGAGCCUCCUGACAUAAUGCAUGACUACCCAAGUAUUCGGGAAGUCUACUUGAUCUGCAAUACCACCAACCUGGGCGUCGUAACUCCCCUUGGCUAUAAUGGAUUAUUAAUUUUAAGCUGUACCUUUUAUGCAUUCAAGACCAGAAAUGUUCCAGCUAAUUUCAAUGAGGCCAAGUACAUUGCUUUCACAAUGUACACCACUUGCAUCAUAUGGCUGGCUUUUGUGCCCAUCUAUUUUGGAAGCAACUACAAAAUCAUCACCAUGUGUUUCUCGGUUAGCCUCAGUGCCACUGUGGCCCUGGGCUGCAUGUUUGUGCCGAAGGUGUACAUCAUUCUGGCCAAGCCAGAGAGAAAUGUGAGAAGCGCCUUCACAACAUCUACAGUGGUGCGGAUGCAUGUAGGAGAUGGGAAGUCAUCCUCAGCUGCCAGCCGGUCAAGCAGCCUGGUCAACCUGUGGAAAAGGAGGGGCUCAUCUGGAGAGACCCUGAGCUCUAAUGGUAAGUCGGUCACAUGGGCUCAGAACGAGAAGAGCAGCCGUGGGCAGCACCUCUGGCAGAGAUUGUCCGUCCACAUCAACAAAAAAGAGAACCCCAACCAAACAGCUGUCAUCAAGCCCUUCUCCAAAAGCACAGACAGCAGAUUGGGCAGUACCACAUUCCCAGAGUCUAGCACCAAGAUGCUGUAUGAUGUUUCAGAAGUAGAAGAACACUACCCCGCCCAGUAUAGGCCACAGACUCCUUCUCCAGUCAGCACGGUGAGCCAGCGAGCAGGGUCUGUGAGUCGCACAGACGAUGACAUCCCAUCCUUACACUCAGAACACGCCCAGCGGAGCAGCUCCUCCCAGGGUUCCCUGAUGGAGCAGAUCAGCAGCGUGGUGACCCGCUUCACAGCCAACAUCAGUGAGUUGAACUCCAUGAUGUUGUCAACAGCUUCCCCAGGCACUAUGGUGGCCGCCCCUCUUUGCUCUUCCUACCUGAUCCCUAAAGAGAUGCAGCUUCCUACAACCAUGACCACUUUCGCUGAAAUACAACCUCUCCCUUCCAUUGAGGUAAAUGGUGGGGCACAGUCAUCUAGUAAAACCCCUCCAGGAGGAGGUGCUGGAAAAGAGAAUGCACCUGAGACAUCAGCUGUAGUCAAGCAAGAUCUGGAGGAAUUGGUGGCUUUAACUCCUCCUUCCCCUUUUAGAGACUCAGUGGAUUCGGGGAGCACUUCUCCUAACUCCCCAGUGUCCGAAUCAGCUCUCUGUAUCCCAUCAUCUCCAAAAUAUGACACACUUAUCAUAAGAGAUUACACUCAGAGCUCUUCUUCUUUGUGAAUGUAAUUUGAGACCACACUGGAUCCUGAUGAUGAUGAUCAGGCAGAGACAGAAGCAAGCCUUCAAAAUCUCUAGUGUUUGCACAGAGGCAGUGACAGGCAUUGGUCACCUGAUUAAGAACUGAGGUGGAAGGCAGACAUUAUAUCAGUAAUGGAAACAUCAGAUUUUUGUGCUAUUAAAAAAAAUCUAGUGGCAGAUUUUCUUCCAGUGGCCUUAGAAAACAUGGGCUUUUAAGAAACACUGCUUCUACUUCUGAAGGCUGAUAAAGAGUCUAUUAUAAUAGUUACAUACCAAGUGCUUUGCUUUAGGGUAGCAAUGAACUCUGUGUAUAGUAUGUGAAAAAGAAUAGAUUGUA